Messenger RNA from Saccostrea cuccullata (small rock oyster), 588 nucleotides. RefSeq lists its product as uncharacterized. Gene Ontology annotation, molecular function: nucleic acid binding. Gene Ontology annotation, biological process: DNA integration. Bases 1 to 588 code for a protein of 195 amino acids. The transcript has a single exon. The record is from RefSeq and is a predicted model, not a curated record. NCBI's taxonomy places the organism in Eukaryota, Metazoa, Mollusca, Bivalvia, Ostreida, Ostreidae.
AUGGUAUGCAGAGAUUAUUUCUUCAAGUGGGUCGAAGCUUUUCCAGUGCCUGACCAGACUGCUCGUGCUACUGCAAAAGUUCUACUAGAGAUAGUUUCACGUUUUGGUUGUCCAUUAUCUUUACACUCAGACCAAGGCAGAAAUUUUGAAUCUAAUAUAAUAGCUGAAAUGUGUAGCUUCCUUCAAAUAAAGAAAACCAGAACAACGCCUAGAAAUCCUAAAGGUAAUGGCCUGGUUGAAAGAUUCAACCGAACCCUUAUCCAGAUGAUUCGUGCUUAUAUUAUCAUGGAUGAUGAAUGGGAUAUUUACCUUAGUUGUGUUACUGCUGCUUAUCGUUCUACCCCUCAGGAGUCUACGGGGUUGACGCCAAACAUGCUGAUUUUUGGACAGGGGGUCCGCCUUUCCUGUGAGGUCGUUUACAGGCCUGAAACAUUAACAAAAGAAUUAACCUCAUCCUAUGGUAACUAUGUUGAGGAAAUAAGAAGUCAACUUAAUAAAGCACAUGAAAUAUGUCGCAAAUCUUUGGGACGAGCAUCUGAACGCCAGAAAAACUUCUACGACUCUAAGGAACAGUUAUUCAGUUGGUGA